AUGUUCUUUCAAGGAACGCUGCAGGAAGGCAUCGCCACGGCUCUCCAGCAGUCGAAACAAGUCGUUUGCUUCGUGACAGAUGGUGGUGAUGAGAGCGAACAGUGGGAAAAUGACUUCUUGGCCAACGACAGUGUCAAGAUGCCGCUUGAGACUCAGGCCGUGUCUCUGCGCUUAGAGGCAGGGUCCGAGGAGGCCGGCUAUCUGGAGGCGCUGUUCCCUGUCCCUCGCAAGCCAACGGUGAUUGUUAUCCAGAAUGGCCAACUCAGAGAGUACAUCGCAGCAGGCACCUCGGAAGAGGAGUUUCUGCGAAGGCUGGGCACUGCCCUAGGAGGCUCCUCGACUCAAGCUCCUGCACCCGCAGUCGCUUCUUCGUCAACGCCCCCUGCCCACAGUGGGACUUCUGCACAAGCAGCGCAAGUUCAGGUACCAGGGCCAGCUGUAGACGACGGCGACGACGACGACGACCUGUACGGGGAUGUCGCGCCGUCGUCUGUCGCCUCGCAGCCCGGCCCAUCCUCGUCUUCGAGUCAGCCACCCCCUCAUGUCGCAACUCUCCUGGCGGAGCGCGCAGUGCGCCUCGAGGCGGAAAAGAAAGCCAAGGAAGCGGCAGCGAAGGCCGAGGCCGCCAAGCGAGCGCAGGAGCGGCGCGAGCCCAAGGAGACGGACGACGGGCAAGGCAACAUCAGCGCAGCCGAGACCAAGUACGCCAGCCAGCUGCGCAAGCGCAAGCAGGAGGAGAAGGCCGAGCGCCAGCGCAUCCUCCAGCGCAUCGAGGACGACAAGCGCGAGCGCCGGGAGCGGGAGGCCCAGGAGCGCCAGGCCCGGCUCCUGCUGUCGGCGACGCAGGACGCGGACGCGCCCGCCCCGGGGAGCGCCGGCCAGGCCGUGAAGCUGCCGAGCCGGGCCGAGCCCGGGUCCGCGAAGAAGCACUGCAACCUCCAGGUGCGGCUGCUGGACGGGUCGACGAUCCGGCAGCGGUUCCCCAGCGAGGCGACGCUGGCCCAGGAGGUCCGGGGCUGGAUCGACGAGACCCGCACCGACGGGGCCGACCCCUUCUCCUUCCGCGUCCUCCUGGCGCCCCUGCCCAACAAGUCGGUCGACCCGGCCGAGGAGGCCGACUCGCUGCUGGACCUCGGCCUCGCGCCCAGCGCCACCCUGAUCCUGGUGCCGCACCCCCGGGCCGCGACGGCGUUCCAGCGGUCGGGCGGCGCGCUGUACCAGGUGUGGGCGGGCAUCUACGGGUUUCUCGCCAUGGUCCUGGGUUUCCCGCUCAUGCUCCUCGGCGGCGACGGGAGAGGACCACAGACGGAACACGCUGCCCAGGGGGAGAAUGUCCCCUUGAACAAUUUAGAUGGGCAGAGUUCCGCAAGGGAGGGCCAAGGCCAGGGUCAGGGGGCAAGAUUCAGAGGGUUCCAAAAUCCAGACGACCGGAGGCGGGAUCAGCAGCUCUACAACGGCAACUCGCUGAACUUUGAGCCGCGAAAUGACGAGGAUGAGCAGGAGGCCAGCUGA
Messenger RNA from Neoarthrinium moseri, 1512 nucleotides. RefSeq lists its product as uncharacterized. Bases 1 to 1512 code for a protein of 503 amino acids. Gene Ontology annotation, molecular function: protein binding. Lineage: Eukaryota; Fungi; Ascomycota; Sordariomycetes; Amphisphaeriales; Apiosporaceae. The transcript is spliced from 4 exons. The record is from RefSeq and is a predicted model, not a curated record.